Messenger RNA from Cervus elaphus (red deer), 2759 nucleotides. Its product is annotated as protein Mdm4-like. The transcript has a single exon. Gene Ontology annotation, biological process: regulation of cell cycle; negative regulation of apoptotic process. Gene Ontology annotation, molecular function: ubiquitin protein ligase activity. The coding region runs from base 870 to 1274 and encodes 134 amino acids. The record is from RefSeq and is a predicted model, not a curated record. NCBI's taxonomy places the organism in Eukaryota, Metazoa, Chordata, Mammalia, Artiodactyla, Cervidae. Gene Ontology annotation, cellular component: nucleus.
GCAAGAGUACUGGAGUGGGUUGCCAUUUCCUUCUCCAGGGGACCUUCCCGACUCAGGGAUUGAACCUGGGUCUCCCGCAUUGCAGGUGGACGCUCUACCCUCUAAGCCACCAGGGAAGCCCUGAAUGAAAAGUAGACACCGUACAAUAACGUGAAACAGAAGAGAUCGUGGGCAAGCAAAAUGAACCACCACCAACCUCACCAGAGGCCGGUGAAGUGAUGUUGGAAGAUGGUGGGAUUGGAAAGGAGUCCUCUGUUAUGAGCUCCUUCUGUAAAACCAAACAAUUAUUUCCACCAAGUACUGCUCCCAGUUAGACCCACUGAAAGCAGGAAUCAACAAAAAGUGUCCAAAAUUAGUCAACAGAAAGCCCACAAUCUUCCAUCAAGGUAAUGUAAAACUCCGUAUUUCUUUGAUGACCAGGCAAAAAAAACUGGUCAGCUUGGCUAGGAAGUUCUGAUUCAUCUGCAGUGUUCACCAGACAUUGCACCUUUGGAUUUCCAUUUAUUUUGGUCUUUCCAAAAUUAUCUUAAUGGCAAAAAAAUUUCAGUGCCCUAUAGUAAAAGGCACCUGUAACAGUUCUUUGCUCAAAAAGAUAAAAAGUUUGGGAAAGGUGGAAUUAUGAAGUUGCCUGAAAAAUGGCAGCAGGUUAUGGAACAAAACAGUGAAUAUGUUAUUCAAUAAAGUUCUUGGUGAAAGUGAAAAAUGUGUCUUAUUUUUAUUUAAAAAUCAAAGGAACUCUCACUACUCGCCGUUUCAAAAUGCUGCUAAGACCUUAGGGACAGUUGAGUGAUGCCCCCUCACCCCCGGGCUCGGCGGAAAGCGACUCAUGGAACGGCCAUGAGCAGACUUCACAUCACUUCACUGCCAAAAUGACAUCAUUUUCCACCUCUGCCCAGUGUUCAGCAUCUGACAGUGCUUGCAGGAUCUCUCCAGAACAAACCAAUCAGGUACGACCAAAACUGCCUCUUUUGAAGAUUUUGCAAGCAGCAGGUGCACAAGGUGAAAUGUUCACUGUUAAAGAGGUUAUGCAUUAUCUAGGCCAGUAUAUAAUGGUGAAGCAGCUUUAUGAUCAGCAGGAGCAGCAUAUGGUAUAUUGUGGUGGAGAUCUUUUGGGAGAACUACUGGGUCAUCAGAGCUUCUCUGUGAAAGAUCCAAGCCCUCUCUAUGAUAUGCUAAGAAAGAAUCUUGUCACACUAGCUACUGCUACUACAGAUGCUGCUCAGACUCUGGCUAUCGCACAGGAGCACAGUAUGGAUAUUCCAAGUCAAGACUGACUGAAGCAAAAUGUAGAGGAAAGCCUCAGUUCCAGGAAAAGAACUGAAGAAGGCAAUAUUCCCACACUGCCUACCUCACAGUAUAAAUGCAGAAGUUCUAGAGCAGAUGAAGACUUGGUAGCAAAUUUAACUCAAGAAGAGACGUCAAGACUGGAUCUCGGGUUUGAGGAGUGGGAUGUAGCUGGCUUGCCUUGGUGGUUUUUGGGAAACUUGAGAAAUAUCUAUACACCUAGAAGUAAUGGCUAAACUGAUUUACCGACAAAUCAGGAUAUAGGUACUGCCAUUGUGUCAGACACCACAGAUGACUUGUGGUUUUUGAAUGAAUCAGUGUCAGAGCAAUUCGGUGUUGGGAUAAAAGUUGAAGCUGCUGAUCCUGAACAAACAAGUGAAGAAGUAGGGAAAGAGAGAGACAAAAAGGUGGUUGACAUGGGAAAAAAUGAUGACCUGGUGGACCCUGAAUCCAUAAGUGAUGAUACCGACACAGAAGUUACCUCUGAGGAUGAGUGGCAGUGUACUGAGUGCAAGAAAUUUAACUCUCCAAGCAAGAGGUACUGUUUUCGUUGCUGGGCCUUGAGGAAGGAUUGGUACUCAGAUUGUUCCAAGUUAACCCAUUCUCUCUCCACAGCUGCUAUCACUGCCAUACCUGAAAAGCAAGAAAGUGAAGGAAUUGAUGUCCCUGACUGCAGAAGAACUGUAUCAGCUCCAGUUGUUAGACCUAAAGAUAUAUACAUAAAAGAAGAAAACUCUGAACAUUUUGAUCCUUGCAACUCGGUGGAAUUCUUGGAUUUGGCUCAUAGUUCUGAAAGCCAAGAGACCAUAUCAAGCAUGGUAGAACAAUCAGAUAACCUUUUUGAACAGAGAAAAGAUACAGAAAACAUGGAGGAUUGCCAGAAUCUUUUGAAGCCAUGUAGUCUGUGUGAGAAAAGACCACGAGACGGAAACAUCAUUCACGGGAGGACAGGCCAUCUUGUCACUUGUUUUCAUUGUGCUAGAAGACUAAAGAAGGCUGGGGCUUCUUGUCCUAUUUGCAAGAAAGAGAUUCAGUUGGUUAUUAAGGUUUUCGUAGCAUAGCUGAAUCGGUGAAUUACAGACACAUAUUAACAGAGCUGGUCAUGUAUCCAAAUAUCAGUAUUGAGCAUCUCUACGCAGGGUGACUCAUUUCAUACUUUCAUUUAUUCUUGUAAACUUUUAUGUUCUAAGCCAUUUUUACCUCUAAACUUAUAGAAUUUGAGAAUAAGUUCUUUAGAACUACAUUAUCAGUAUGGAGACUAUUAACAUUAAAAGAGAAGUUAAUCAUUCUGUCUCCAAAGAUGAGGCUCUGGGAGGGAGCAGUACAAAUAGAAAUACAUUCGUUCUUUCAUUUACCAAAUUACCUGAAGAUGAAUCAUUUCUUUAUUUAAUUUAAUUUCUUACUGUUCUUUUCUGGUAGGGAAUGUUCUUGGGCAUCAAAAUCCAAGGUGACUGUUAGAAAGAUAUUAAAGCUAU